GGUUUCGGCCACACUAUAAGGACCAUUACCACAACACUUAACCAUCACUAUAGCUACGGCCAUCAUAGUUACUACCACUACUACAAACAUUACUUACUCGAAAAGCACAACUACAUCAAAACCAGCAACAACCAUCACUACAAACUACAACCAGAAUCAUCACACUCUAAACUACAACCCUCCACCACAACCAUUACUCAACCAUCACAACCCCUUUUUCUAGCCUUACAACUCAAAUCCCACAACCACAGAAACAACCAUGACAAACAACCCCUAACUACUGACACAACCACUAUAGAAAGUUAGAAAUGACAGCAACUAUACCCAAGUACCUGAAUACAGCCACUAAAUUGGAAUACAGUUCAGUAUCACUAAUUUACUCGUAAUUAGAAAAUGUUCGCUUGCAUGGCGACACCCCCAUGCUACCUACUCUCGGAUCUUAAAGUGCCGCGGUUCCUGAGAAACGAGCUACCAGACGUGAGAGUUGCAGAUGUCUGGCCAUCGGGUUGUAUGGGGAGAGGAGAGUUAUCUAGAGGCAGUGAGGCAGGAUGGAGGUUUCCGCACAGGUGCUGGAGGCGGCAGGUCAGCUCACCCAGGCGGUGAAAACCACGCUUGAUCCGGCAGUUCCACAUACAGUCAGGCUUGCAUCUUAUAAUCUUUUAGAGAAGAUAAAGGAGGAGAGUGAAUUAGCAGUGGGCUGUGGGUUCCACCUGGCUCACCGGGACAAAGAGCCAUUUGUUCGCCAUUUGGGACUCCAGCUGUUAGAACAUGUAAUAAAAUAUAAAUGGAAUGAUUUAUCCGUCCAACAAAAAGUCUAUAUCAAGGAAAAUACAAUGCAGUUGGUGGCAGAAGGGACACUUGAUCUACUUUCUGAGCAACUAUAUGUUAAGGACAAGGUGUCGCGUCUUGUUGUAGAGAUGAUGAAGCGGGAAUGGCCACAGCAGUGGCCAGGCCUACUUGAAGAGCUUCAUUCACUUUCCAGUCGUGGUCCUACGCAGACAGAGUUGGUGCUGUAUGUUUUUCUGCGAAUUGCUGAAGAUGUGGCUACGUUGCAGAAUUUAGAAUCCAACCAGCGGCGGCGUGACCUCUAUCAGGCGAUGACGGCUAAUAUGGAGAGCAUGUUUGGAUUUUUCCUCUCCCUGUUGGAGGAGAAUUAUAAGCAAUAUAAAACAAAAAUGAACCAGCAAGAUUCUCAAGCUGCAUAUCAGCACUGUCGAGUGAUGCAGGUGGUACUGAUGACACUGACAGUUUACGUGGAGUGGGUGUCUGUGCAGUACAUAUUCUCAGAGGAUGGGAAACUCUUACAAUCUUUGUGUUUUCUACUGGGCCAGGAUACUCUCAAGAUGGAAGCUGCAGAAUGCCUUUUGCAGAUUGUGAACCGCAAGGGCAAACCUGAUGAUCGGCGUCCAUUGCUACUGUUAUUUGGAGAGGCUCCCAUGUCAGCAGUGUUUAAUGCAGCUGACCAAGCAGUUCUGGGCGAACUUAGCGAGCACAACUACCGAUUCCUCAAAACACUUACACAGGUACUGACUGCUCUUGGCUCACAACUGUGCACACUGUGGGGAAAAGAGGCCGGUGUGGGGGAGCCUCCAAACUUUCGCGUCUACCUGGACGCUAUGCUAGCCUUUACCCGUCAUCCAAGUCUCCACAUCUACAACUUCACCAAUGGCCUUUGGGGGCACCUCUUUCGUCACGAAUAUAUUCCACAAAGUAAAACGCUGCAAGCUAUCUUGCCUUCUUGGAUAACAAUUGUAUCCCGUAAGGUAAUGAAACAUGGCUACCCUUCCAAGAAUGAUUCUGAGAGCUGUCAGUAUUCACGCCUUGAUUUUGAUAGUGACGAGGAGUACUCAUAUUUCUUCUAUAAGGUUCGUUCAGAGACCCUGGAGACAAUUAAGAUGGCUUCACUAUUAGCACCGGAGACCAUGUAUGCAUUUGUAGAGGAGUGGCUCACUGGGCAUGUUCAAAGAGCUGUGAACACAGGGAACGUUUCAGAGAAGCAGCUUUGUAAUCUCUUCUCGCCAUCAUACCUGGAAUGGGAGGCCUUAUCUCAGGUUGUGGAGAGCGUGAUGAGCCGUGUAAUGAAGAGUGAAGGAUGCAUGCCCAAUGCCGAGAGUGGUCUGCAGCUGUUGCGUCUCUGUUUAUCCUACGAGACAACUGAUCCUCUUAUACUGUCAACUUUGCUUUCAUGCAUUUCGGGCUUGUUUGUCUUCAUAAGACUGGUACCCAGUGUGCUCUCUGAUGUUCUAAAUAAGAUCUUCUCAGCCUUAACCUUCUCCCUACCUGGACAAACAAAGGAUUCACGAAGUAGAGCAGUGAAAAAUGUUAGAAGACAUGGUUGCUCUUUGAUGGUUAAAAUUGCUCGUGGAUAUCCUGAUAUUCUCCUUGAAGCGUUUGAUUUUAUUAAUGGUGUUGUUGAUAGUUUGAGCCAUAAUAAACAAGAGCUGUCACAGAUGGAAAAGGUGACUUUACAAGAAGCGCUUAUGAUAAUUAAUAAUAAUUUUUAUGACUUUGAUAAGCAGAGCUCUUUUCUUUGUAAAGUUUUGAGUCCUGUGUCUGUUAUUUGGAUUGGUAUGAAACAGCCAUUUAGCUCUCCAUUAGAUUUCAUGUCAUUUGUGGGUUUAGAUAAGGCUCCAGUAGAGCCCAGUGAGAAUGAUGUUAACGGACAGAACAGAGCUCAAAUCAUAUACUGUGUUAAUUUAACAUUAGCUGUGAUAAAACGGUCUGAGUUUCCUUUAGACCCUGAUAAAGCAGAACGUGGGGGAUUUGUCCUUGAACGUUCAGAAAAUGGAGCACUAAUGUGCCGUAAUCCUGCCACACCGCAUGUAAUGCCCCUCUUCCAUCAACUGUUUUGCCUGCUGCGGCUCUUCAAUAGUCUUUGGCAUCCAGAAGCACUGGCAUGUGUUUCACCAGGGUAUGCCAAAGCCCACAACCUGCCGGAUGCUGAGAAAAACAAUAUUUUGGGGCUUGCCACUUCAAAUGUUGCUGAUCCCUGUAUUGACUCUCCCAAGGUUCAACAGCCUCUUGAGCGAAUGCAGUAUUUCCUGUCCAUGAUGCAUGAUAAUUGUUACCACAUCCUGGGCAAUGCUGGAAUGUCAUUGGGGUUGCAGUUUUACCAACACACACACCUAGCUGAGUACCUGAUACAUUCGUCUCUAGCAAACCUGCAUCUCAUCCCUGACUACCGUCUCCGCCCAAUCAUCCGCACCUUCCUCAAGCCAUUUAUCCAGUGCUGCCCCCCUCAGUGCUACCAAACGGUGUUGCUGCCCAUCUUGAAACAUCUGUGUCCAUACAUGUUGGAAAGGUUAAGUACUCGAUGGGGUCAUCUAACAAGUCUAAUAGAGAGUGGUUCCUAUGAGGAGGAAAACACAGACACUCAGGAAAUGCUAGAAGACCUCCUCAUACGUAUGUUGACCAGAGAGUUUGUUGAUUUGUUAAAGAUAGUGUUAAUCGGAGGUCCCCGUGGAGGAUGGCAGGACUCUCCAGAUGGCAUGGAAGCAGAAAUGGAGGUUCCUACACCUGCGGUCCCUUCGGUUAAUGAGUCUCUCUCUGAAUUGGGGAAGCUUGUUUUGGGUUGUGACAUCAUCUGCCAAGCCAUAGUGACGACACUUCUCAAAGUGUUGUGGUGGCAAGACAGUGGAGCUUGUUUGAAAGCAGUAGGUGUGGUGGUCCAUGCGUUACGUUGGCUAGUGGGGGAAGGACAACACUUGAGUCCGGAAGCAGUGCGGCAGGUGAUGCUGGCGAUUCUACAAGGGCUACACACCCACGGUCAGCACGAUGCAAACCAGAGUGCCUUACUUUCUCUUGGGCUGGCCACUUAUGAGAUGUUUAGGCCUCACUUUCCAAACAUCAGAGAGGUCCUUGUUGAACUUCCCGGUGUGUGCGCUGAUGAUGUCCAACGUUUUGAAGAGAAGCUUCUGAAUCCCACGCAGAAUCCUAAUACAAAGAACACCAAGGUGGAGAAAAUUAAGAAAGAUUUGUUUAAGAAGCUGGUUAUUGAGAUUGUUGGCCGUAAUGUGGGACAGGCUUUCAAGAAGGAAGUCCAUAUGAACAAUCUUCCUCCAAUGUUCAAAAUCCCUCGUCCAAAGCAACCUCGUGUUGAUGAUACUGAUGCCGACAUUGGAUUAUGCACUUUAUUCGGAUCAGACGCCCAAGAUGCUAAUGGACAUCAGGUUGUCCCUACAUCAUUGUAAUAAGGAAAAUAUUUUAUGAACUAACUGCUAAUCUGGCAGUUAAAGGAACCAUGCUAAUUGCUGCUGGACCAGAAGGCUUAAUUUUCUAUAUACACCAAUGGGACCCUGUUGUGGUCGGUAGAUGUCGUGAGGUUAUUCAGAAAAGCAGUAUGUUGCUAAAACUUGAGAAUGCAACUUUUUUUGUGGGAAAAAACAAACUUAUACAUGGAGAAUGUUGGAAGUACUGUAUGAAUGAAAGCUGAAGGAAAUUGCCAUACUUUUGCAAUAAGUAGACUAUCAUGCAAAAUUUUUCAGCAGGCUAAAUCUGUCGCAAAGAGAAUGGAGUACAUGCACAUUUUUUUCUAAAUGAAGUAGUUGCGCUGCGUGAUGUGCUGGGUGGUGGACUUGAAGAGUUUGCAAUAAUUGACUGCAUUUAUAUAUAUAUAUAUGAAGAGAUGACUAGGGAAUAUAUGAUAUUUUAGAUCUUUGGUGGGAAUAUUAUUUUUUUUUUACCAGAGAUUAUAGUCUGGUUUUAAUCAUUUGUCUUUGUUAAUAUAUAUAUAUACUGUAUAUAUAUAGUGUGCAUUUUAACAAUUUCGGGCUCUGGGCGAGCGAGCACCCCCACUAUCCCUGCUGGUUUUGGACCUUUCACGGGAGCGCGCCAUAAUACUGAAAAGUGUGUACUCUUUUCAACUUUGUCACCUCAAUUCUCAUCCUAGGUUUUUCAAUUUUGUAUCAUUGUGUUAGCAAUAGAAUGCUCUACAGGAUUAAAAGCAUAUAAACUCCAAAAGCCUGGCUUACCACCCGCAGCAUACAGAGAAAGUGAAAGUGAGUUACCCGGGAGUUCAUAAGAGCAAUAAAAUGUGUACAUUCUUUUCACUUUGGUCACCUCAGUUCUCAUCCUAGGUCUUUCAUUUUGGUAUCAAUGUGUUCGCAAUAGAAUUCCCAACAGGAGUAUAUGCAUUUAAUGUCAAAAACCGCAGCAUGCUCCACCUGCUGACAAGAUGAAAGUGAGCCAAGGUUAUCCGCAAGAGUUGUUGUUUUAGAUUCAGCUACUCAGAACAAAAGUUCCAAGUAGCACGGGCUAUGGUGAGCCCGUAGUGAACUUAACUGGCACAGGAGCGAAGCUGUGUAUGUCCACAAGAGAGCAUUGCGCCGCCACAAGGCGUGCCCGGCAUUACAUUACAGAGCACGGUAAUACUGAAAAGUGUACUGUAUACUCUUUUCAACUUUGUCAUUUUAAUUUUCGUCCUAGGUUUUUCAAUUUGGUAUCAAAGUGUUCGCAAUAGAAUUCUCUACAGGACUAAUUGCAUAUAAAG
Messenger RNA from Procambarus clarkii (red swamp crayfish), 5488 nucleotides. The record is from RefSeq and is a predicted model, not a curated record. Lineage: Eukaryota; Metazoa; Arthropoda; Malacostraca; Decapoda; Cambaridae.